Messenger RNA from Mollisia scopiformis, 396 nucleotides. RefSeq lists its product as uncharacterized. Lineage: Eukaryota; Fungi; Ascomycota; Leotiomycetes; Helotiales; Mollisiaceae. The coding region runs from base 208 to 378 and encodes 56 amino acids. The transcript has a single exon. The record is from RefSeq and is a predicted model, not a curated record.
GAACGGCCCCUCUCUCAAGUGUCGGGAUGCCAUCAAUUUUUGAAUCCGAUUCUUCGGAGCUCGUAAAUCUCUUCAGGUCCGGGGUGAAUUCGUUCUCUUAGCAAGGGUUGCUGGUUCGGUUUCGUCUACGUCACUAUCUGAAAUGAGGAUUUUUGAAGUUGCCCCUCAGGUUCGACUGAAGCGAGAAGAAAUAGGGGCCGAGGUGACAUGAGGGCAUUGCCGAAUGAUGUCGAAGAGUCGAAUUGUGUCUUAAACAUUCAGCGGCUAUCGCUUGGAACAUUGAAGCACUUUAAAUUUGACUAUAUGUCACAAGAUGUCCGGGAUCAUUGUAUCAAGGCCACAUGCCUACGGCUUAGCUUAAACUUUCAACCGCAGUGACUCAGCUGGAGGUAGGAG